Molecule: messenger RNA, 713 nt
Organism: Drosophila navojoa
Lineage: Eukaryota; Metazoa; Arthropoda; Insecta; Diptera; Drosophilidae
Biological process (GO): positive regulation of DNA-templated transcription
Cellular component (GO): nuclear body
Source: RefSeq, a predicted model, not a curated record
CAGCGGAUGGAAAACAGAAAACAAAAUCGCAAAAAUGGAUCACGCUUUGCAUGGGAUGCGGUAUCGACGAGCCUGUUUUUAAAGCUGUGGAUGGACAAUAUAGACGAUUUGCGUGGUCAGCGAGUCAAAACGGAAAUUUAUAAAGAAAUGGCGGAAAAAAUGUGGAAGUAUGGACUUAGUCAUAUAGAAAUCAAAGCCAAAAUAGAUAAUAUGACCAGGAAAUAUAGAAUAGAAAUGCUAAAAUGCCGGAAAACGGGUGAGCCUUCCAAAUGGAAAUAUUUUAGUCAUUUGAAGGAAAUCUUAAAGGAGUCUAAACUGGUUAACUUAAGACUGUGCAUGGCUGAUAAUUUUGACUUUUCGCCUUGGGAAGAUUCGGAUAGCAGGGAUUCAUACGAUCCACAUGCGGACCUCUUCAGUCCACCUGCUAUAGAGCCCAACGAAAGAGGACCCUCAAACAGUCCUGAGUCAACGGCCUCAAACAAAAGUGAUUUAUCCUAUUCAGAAGAAAACUCUCAACCAUCACUAGUGAAUUAUAAAUUAAAUAGAUCUUCUAGAAGUCUGGAAAUAGAGGAAGCCCAGCUAGCAGUUCAGCGCGAAAAGCUGAAGGUUUUGAAGGAUAUGGCUGAUGAUUUAUCAGCUAUACAUAGAGGUUUUCUAAAAGCUUACAAACUAAAGGGAUCUAUCAUCUCCAUCUAAUUUGUUAAUGUAUCUCC